Priceomyces carsonii is the source of this 3342-nucleotide messenger RNA. RefSeq names its product sulfite reductase subunit alpha (gene MET10). Gene Ontology annotation, molecular function: flavin adenine dinucleotide binding; FMN binding; sulfite reductase (NADPH) activity. The record is from RefSeq and is a predicted model, not a curated record. Bases 1 to 3342 code for a protein of 1113 amino acids. The transcript has a single exon. Gene Ontology annotation, cellular component: cytosol. Lineage: Eukaryota; Fungi; Ascomycota; Pichiomycetes; Serinales; Debaryomycetaceae.
AUGGUGCCACAUGCUAUAAACACUAACACAACGGCAACCCCUCCAAUUUCUGUCGCAGGGAGUAUUUCUGAGACGUUAGGGGGGUCUAUUUCGUUGAUAAAAUCUAAUCCUUUUGGCGUAUUAGCAGAUCCACAUACCUUGAAAGGUAAUAGUUACACUUCUGCAGGUGCAGUUGUUAGCCAAGCACUUUAUUCAGUUUCCAGUAAGGUUUUCAGUUAUGAAGCUGCUGGAUCUGAUGUGUUAUUAGAUGCGUAUUUGGAGCUUUGGUCUCAGAACUACAAGAGACCAAAUGCCUUCGGUAUUGUUCCCAUCAUAAACCAUUUAGAAGUUAGAUCAGGCGCUGCAAGUGCCAUUUUGGGUUAUUUUAGUAGAAACGGUACAAGUGGACAGCCUAUCUCAGUUUUGAUGGGUGCAGAUGCCUUAACUUACAUGAAGCCUACUUUGACAGGAAGAUCGGCAGAUAGAUUGCCUUUAUCAUUGAACGUUUCGGCUAUUGAUUAUGAUUUCGCUUCAGAAAGUUUAGUAUCUAAUUAUUCUAAGACAGUCAACGUUGCCAGAUCAUUAGGCUACCCUAUCUUUACACCAGUCGACGCUAGAAACGGUCCAGAGAUUCAGCAUUUAACCGUAUUGAACCACUACUUGGCAUUUCUCACUGGCAGUCCAAGUAUUAACUUAUUUGAUGGUCCAGAGUUUAUCAAGUUGUUUACCAAAUUUGAGAAUCUCUUGUCCGUAGAAGAUUUAGGCAAGCUUUAUGAAGAGCUUUUGGCUAAUUCAAAUACCAGACUGUCAUGUUUGGAGAAAUCGAUUGAAUCAUCUUUUGAGGUUUUGAAUCGCUUGGCUGGAACCUCGUAUUCCUUUUUCGAUUACGUUGGUGACGAAAACCCAGACACUGUGUUUGUUACAUACGGUUCCCACCAGACAACAGAGUUGACAAGUGCUAUUCAAAAGAUGAAUGGUUCCAAAGUAGGUCUUAUCAAGAUUCGUGUUCGUUUACCAUUUCAUCAGGAAUAUUUUGUCAAAGCGAUCCCUGCAACCACUAAGAAACUCGUAAUUUUAGAUGAAUCAAGCAAUCUGUCCUUAAGAGCUGACGUUGCUUCUGCUUUAUUCGUUAACAAUAGAUAUUACAACUAUUCGUUAGAUGAAUUCUCCUAUCCUCUCAAUUUCAACUGGACUCCAAUUACAAUUGCAAAAAUCUUUUCAGAGUAUUUAAAAGGAUUCAAUCCAGAUUCUAUUUUAUCACAGCCUAAGGAGGCUAUUGACUCCCAAAUCAAUGCAAACAGCUCUCCUGAAGGUAAAUUCAUAUUUUGGGGUAAGGAUAAUGGAUUAUUUUUAGAUGUUGCCGAAAGAUUAUCUUUGUCGUUAUCAUUGGAUAAUUCUAAGGUAAUAGGAUUUAGAAACAAAUAUGAUAAUUCUGUUGCUGGUGGAUUACUUCAAUCACAAAUUAUAUCUUCACUUCAAAGUCCUCCAUCUGCUUCUAUUGAUUCUGCAGAUGUCGUCUUUGUCGAGGAUUUACUGAUUACUGAUAAUUAUGAUGUUUUGGCUACCGCAAAACCAGGUGCAGUGAUACUUUAUAUCAAUCAGAAGCCAAUAACUUCCUCAGUUGAAGAAGACAUCGUGCCAAAGAUUCCUGCGGGCUUUAAAAGAGGUUUGGCAGAGAAUCAUAAUAGAUUGAUAGCCAUUGAUUUCUCGGCAUUAAAAGACAUCGAUGAAGCCAAUGACUCAACCAAGGGAUUUUCUGGAAGCUUUUUAAUCCAAUUAGCUUUCUGGAGGGCGUCUUAUCCAGAAUUAGGAAAUUUUAUUGUUAAUAAGUUAUUACAGGCAAAUGGAAAUGACUUUGAAUUAUUAGCAGCUGUUUUGGAUAAAUUCAUUCAACUUGUUGAUGAGAAGAAAGCCUUGAAGGAAAUCAAGGUUCUUCCUGAAUGGGUGGAUAUCGAAGAAGUACCAGAAGUUGAGAAAGAUGAAAAGAAGGAAUCAAGUCAAGAUGAUAUCGAAUCUGAACCUGAAAGUAAAGAAUUACCUUUCUUUCCUACUGAGAAUUCAUUUUUCCCUAAUCCACGCAAUGAAGGAAUUGAACCUGAGGAAACAUUACAAGGCGGAUACAAGGAUUUGGCAACCAAGUUUACUUUCCCUGAAGCUUUUGAAAUUAAGGAGGAAUUAAGGCCAGAACUUCCUGUUGAAAAUUUUAUUGUUAAGGUACAAGAAAAUAAGAGAUUAACUCCAACUGAAUAUUCUAGAAAUAUUUUCCAUAUAGAGUUUGAUAUUACUGGUACCGGAUUGACAUACGAUAUUGGUGAAGCUUUGGGUAUUCACGGCAGAAACAAUUCUGAAGAGGUUGAGAAAUUUUUGAAAUUCUACAAUGUCGAUGGUGACUCACUUAUCGAAGUCUCCCAUAGAGAUGAUGCUUCGAUUCUUGAAAUUAGGUCAGUUAGACAAACAUUGAGUGAAUCAAUUGAUUUCUUGGGUAAGCCACCUAAAAGGUUUUAUGAAUCUUUAGCUGAAUAUGCUUCCGAUGAAGGAGAAAAGAAGCAUUUAGAGAGUUUGGCUAGUGCUGAAGGUGCCGCUGAAUUAAAGAAGAGACAGGAAGUUGACUUUUUAACCUAUGUCGACAUUUUAGAAGAAUUCAAAUCAGCAAGACCAUCAUUUGCGGAUUUGGUCAAGAUUAUCGCGCCAUUGAAGCGAAGAGAAUACUCUAUUGCUUCAUCUCAAAAGCUUCACCCUAAUUCAGUUCAUCUCUUGAUUGUUGUCGUAGAUUGGAUUGAUCCAAAAGGCAAAGUUAGAUAUGGUCAUUGCUCUAAAUAUUUGUCAGAUUUAAAGGUUGGAGAUGAAUUGGUUGUAAGUGUCAAACCCUCGGUAAUGAAGUUGCCUCCUCUCACAACACAACCGAUUGUUAUGUCGGGAUUAGGUACUGGUUUGGCUCCUUUCAAGGCCUUUAUCGAGGAAAAGAUUUGGCAAAAGCAACAAGGCCACGAGAUUGGCGAGAUCUAUCUCUACAUGGGUUCAAGACAUAAAAAAGAAGAAUACUUGUAUGGUGAACUUUGGGAAGCUUAUAAAGAUUCGGGAGUCUUAACUCACAUUGGAGCAGCCUUCUCUAGGGACCAACCAGAGAAGAUUUACAUCCAGGACAGAAUCAGAGAAACUAUCGAAGAGUUAACUGAAGCUAUUGUUACUAAGAACGGGUCCUUCUAUCUUUGCGGUCCAACUUGGCCCGUUCCAGAUAUCACAGCGUGCCUCGAAGAUAUUGUCACCAAUGGCUCUAAGAAACUUGGUCUCGAUGUCAAAGACAUAGCUAGAGCUGUUGAGGAUAUGAAGGAAGCCGGUCGUUAUAUCUUAGAAGUUUAUUAA